Penicillium roqueforti is the source of this 1581-nucleotide messenger RNA. RefSeq names its product cytosine permease. The transcript is spliced from 3 exons. Gene Ontology annotation, molecular function: transmembrane transporter activity. Gene Ontology annotation, biological process: transmembrane transport. The record is from RefSeq and is a predicted model, not a curated record. Gene Ontology annotation, cellular component: plasma membrane; fungal-type vacuole membrane. Bases 1 to 1581 code for a protein of 526 amino acids. NCBI's taxonomy places the organism in Eukaryota, Fungi, Ascomycota, Eurotiomycetes, Eurotiales, Aspergillaceae.
AUGGCCUCCAAAAUGUUCCCCUCACAUGAGGACCUGGAAAAGGCGCCCCAGGUGAACAAUGCCUCCGAACAAAAUAGCAACAAGCUCUUCGACAACUCCAGCGAUGGCGCCGUGCCCGGCGAGAGCUUCGAAUAUGGCAAUUCACUUUACGCCAAGAUCCAGCGCUUAGCCGGCAAGCUCAACAUCGAGCAGCGAGGUGUCGAGCGAGUUCCGGAGCAUGAGCGGACUGAUACGUCCUAUCUUAAUAUUGGUAGCAUGUGGUUGGCCGCAAACAUGGUCGUCAGCUCCUUCGCCAUCGGCGUUCUUGGUAAAUCUGCAUUCGAUUUGGGCUUCGUUGAUGCCAUCUUGGUCUGUCUCUUUUUCAACCUCCUCGGUGUCAUGACCGUGUGCUACUUCUCGUGCUUUGGUCCCAUGUUUGGACUGCGCCAGAUGGUGCUCUCGCGAUUCUGGUUUGGAUGGUGGCCUGUGAAAUUCAUUGCCGUCCUUAACAUCAUCGCCUGUGUGGGUUGGUCUGCUGCCAAUGCCAUCGUUGGUGCCCAGCUCCUCAACGCGGUGAACAGUAAAGUCCCUGGAUUCGCCGGUAUCCUCAUCAUCACAUUCUGCACACUUUUCGUCACCUUUGCUGGGUACAAGUAUGUUCACAUGUAUGAGUACUGGAGCUGGAUUCCCACCUGCAUCGUGUUUUUCAUUGUGUUGGGCACAUUCGCCCACUCCGGCGAUUUCGUCAACAUCCCAAUGGGAGUCGGAGUUUCUGAAAUGGGUGCCUGCUUGUCCUUUGGAUCCACUGUCUAUGGCUUCGCAACUGGCUGGACCAGUUACGCUGCCGACUACACUGUCUACCAGCCAAAGACCCAGAGCCGUCGCCUGGUCUUCCUUUCUGCUUGGCUUGGUCUGAUCGUCCCCCUUCUCUUCACCCAAUUCCUCGGUAUCGCCGUCAUGUCCGCGACGGCUAUGGGUGACGGAGUUCACAACAAGUACGCCGAGGGCUAUGCAGCCUCGGUCAACGGUGGCCUGCUCGCAGCCGUGCUUGAACCUCUCGGCGGCUUCGGCAAGUUCUGCCUCGUCGUCCUGGCCCUGUCCAUUAUCGCCAACAACUGCCCCAACAUCUACUCGGUCGGCUUGACCUUGCAGGUCUUGAGCCGGGCUACGCAGCGCGUCCCGCGAUUCAUCUGGACUUUCCUCGCUUCGUGCGCUUCCCUCGCCAUCGCCAUCCCCGGUUACAGCCACUUCGAGACCGUUCUCGAGAACUUCAUGGCCCUUAUCGCCUACUGGUUGGCCAUUUACUCCGGCAUUGUACUCGCUGACCACUUCGUUUUCCGACGUGGAUUCGGUGGCUAUUCUGCAGAGGACUACGACGAUCCCAAGAAGCUGCCCAUGGGAAUCGCCGCAGCCAUUGCGUUUGCCUUUGGCGUCGCCGGUGUUGUUGUGGGCAUGAGCCAAACGUGGUGGAUGGGUCCUAUCGCCGCGCAUGCUGGUGACCCAACAUAUGGUGGUGACGUCGGAUUUGAGCUAGGCUUUGCCUUUGCUGCUGCGGUAUAUUGCAUCUUGCGACCGAUUGAGCUUCGUAUGAUAGGUCGAUAA